CGAAUUUGGUUGGAAUACGAAUUUGGUCGGGAUACGAAUUCUGUUUGGUUGGGAAGCGAAUUUGGUCAGGAUACGAAUUUGGUUUAGAAGCGAAUUUGAUACGAAAUUGGUUGCAAAAUGAAUUUGGUUGGAAAAUGAAUUUGGUUGGGAAACAAAAUUGGUUGAGAUAUGAAAUUG
Dentiscutata erythropus is the source of this 177-nucleotide messenger RNA. Lineage: Eukaryota; Fungi; Glomeromycota; Glomeromycetes; Diversisporales; Gigasporaceae. The record is from the annotation of a GenBank genome assembly.